This is a messenger RNA of Dothidotthia symphoricarpi CBS 119687, 2438 nucleotides long. RefSeq lists its product as uncharacterized. The transcript is spliced from 2 exons. NCBI's taxonomy places the organism in Eukaryota, Fungi, Ascomycota, Dothideomycetes, Pleosporales, Dothidotthiaceae. The record is from RefSeq and is a predicted model, not a curated record. The coding region runs from base 238 to 2235 and encodes 665 amino acids.
UCCAAAGCUAUUCUCUCUUUGAGACACCCUUUAAGAAACUUGGGCGAUCUACUGCUUGAUUCUGAUUGCAUUAAUAAUGACUGAACAAGGCUGAAAACUACUAUGCUAAGAAUAGGUUAAGGUGCGGCUGACGCGACGAGCCGUGUCUUUAAUCUAGCUCCAGCCGCCCAAAACCCUUUGUUCCUGGAUUCCCCUCACCUGAGAAGAGUGAUAUAUCGAGUACAGGAAUCACAGAUCAUGUCACAGUAUGGAUCGAAUGCCCCACCGGGCACCUACGUACCGCCAGGCCAAGGCACUCCAAAUCAGGGCCAACAGCAACAUGGCUUCCAGCAAUCGCAUAAGCCCGGCGGCGCAUUCGGGCAGAUGAUGAACCAGGCUGUUACAACAGGAAAGCCCAUGUUCGACAAACUCUCCAAGACAAUCACCUCAAAGCUUGGCAACAAACCGUCUACAGGACUGGCCCAGCAUCAGCAGAGCUACCCAAACUAUCAAAAUCAACUUGCACAACCAAGUCAGAACCCAGGUUACCAGCAACAGGGCCAGGCGUUCAGCCCUCAACCGCAACAGCAGCCGUGGCAGCAGCCACAAGUGCCGGGCACGUAUCCUCCAUCACAGCAACAGUCCCCGUACCAGCACUCAAACUAUGCAACUCCAGUAUCCGGUUAUUCGGGACAGAGCAACUAUUUUCCGCCGCAGAUGCCUCAGUCGCCGUAUCCACAGGUGUCUCAGACACCACAGCAACCUCCCAACCCGACAGGGUACGGGUUGGCCCAGCCUGUGCAGGCAGGGAACAGCGGAUUGUAUGCUCAGACGCAAGCGCAGCAGGGACAGUACGGGCAGGGUCAGCCUCAGGGCCAGUAUCAGAAUCAGCUGCUGCAGAGUGGCUCUGAUGGACAGCAGACAGGUGUGAUAGGAGGCUCGCAGGCUCCGGGUCCGCCUCAAUACGUGCAGUCGGCCCACGUUCCAGAUGGCUCUCCAGCGAUUCCAGCUCAGUCAAAACCGCAGUCUCCGUAUGGCUAUCCGCCUCAGCCUCCUCCACAGCAGACUUCACAACCAGUGCAGCCGCAAUUUGGCCACCCUCAUCCGGGUCAUGAGCAGACUCCUCCAACUGCUCCUCAACAGCAGUCUCCUCACCCAACGGCAUCUCCGCAACCAAACCAUCCAGUACCAUCUACUUCGGUAAAACAGGAACCCCAACAACAAGAACACUGGAACCCUACGCCUCCGUUGAGCUUCCAGGGUCAACAACUGGAUCAGUUUCGCCCUACAUCUGUCAGCCCACCCCCUCCACUGCACAUCAAAUCCAAGCCUCAGUCACCAUUAGCCGCAUCUCCUCAGCAGCCUCAACCCCCGAGACCCGCAUCGCAGCAUUCGGCCUCACAGCCAUCGAUAUCUGAGUUCAUUGCGGAGUUGCCCGCUGACAUGGGCGAAUUGAGCCUCAUGAAAACCAACCCUCACGGAUCAAGUGCAUCUGGACAAGCCAUGCCAUAUCAGGCCUUCCAGCCUUCUUCGGCGCAUGCUGGAUCGCCAUCGCCUAGACAUUCGAUCCCUCGAAGGGCUGUCAGCAUAACCAACGUUCCUUUCGCCGAUCCGUGGAGAUUCGCCGAUCCGGUCACUGAACUCCCAACGCGCGAGUUUUACGCCUUGGCAGACUUGGUAUUCGAAACGCUCGACAGGAAGUUCGAGCCGCGGAACACGGGUAUGCUGGAAGCUCCGAAGGUGUUGGGGAGUUGGGUAGAAUUGACGGACGAUGCUUCUCGUCUCUACACUUACAAAUCAUACAGUGCGUUCGCCAAAAUGUGGACUCUGGAGGGAAUACCGCAUUUCAUGGUGCCCUGCCAACCCGCCUUGAACCCACUCUGGACCUACAACCAACACACGCACGCGCAGGAUCUCAAGCUAACCACAGAAAUAUCGUCGCCAUCAACAACCUACCCAUCGUACAUGCCGGCUCUCAAUCGCGCAGGCUGGUACAAGUUUUUCUUCCUCGAGAUCAUGCAUGAGCCCGACAGUAUCGACAAGCUGCUGCAAACCCACUGCUCGGACUCGUAUAGGCCGGGUGUGCUGAACCACCCUGAUCUCGGCAAACGUGAGAAGACGGAGUCUCCGGCGCUCCAUGCGCGCGCGGGGGAAAUACAGACUACGGCUAUUAUGCGCGUCUGCAGUGAGACGAAGAAUGCGAUGAUGGCUGAUCCGGAUGCUCAUGCUCAAUCCUUUGGGUUUGGCAGUCGGUAGCAGAUCGAUGUAGUUUCAGUCUGUCGAAGACACUACGAUGAGAUUGUAAGCACUUCAGAUGGAGUCUCGAUCUAGCGUCAUAGUUGUUAAGAUGGUAGAUGGUAUUAGGAGAUAAGACGAGUCUGGACCUGAGAAUGGGUUUGGUGUAGGAGAAGCAAGUUUUGUCUGACGCUCUUGUGCCAAUACCAUCCUAUUGGACCGUG